GACAGAAAACGAAAUGACACCCGUCCGUAUUUAGACUACAGGUCGCCACAGGUAGGAGGGAGAACAAUACCAGGCAGUUGCCCCGCAGCUCUGGGAUAGUUUGUGCUGCAUGCACGUUCACAUAAGGCCGCAAAUUUGCAAGUGCUGCCACCAAGCUACACCAAACGUUAGGGCGUCUUCAGCUACAAUACAGGCUACGCCUGAGAUUCGCCAUUGCGUUUUCACGAGAGAGGCCGCGAAGAGACCAGCAUGGCAGCCGCCCAGCUGUCCGAGAUCAAAGCUGAUCUGACGUGCCCCAUCUGUACCAACGUGCUGAGGGAGCCCAAAGCCCUGCCCUGUCUGCAUACCUACUGCCGCUCGUGUCUGCUGCAGCUCGAGGCUAACGCCUCACAGACCGGGCGGUUUCCAUGUCCGGAGUGCAGGCAAAUGGUGAUCCUUCCGGAGCGAGGUGUCCAGGGUCUGCCUACAAACUUCAUGGUGGCGAACGUUCUGGAAAAACUCCGUCGGGGCGAGCAGCGACGCCACCCGGUGGAAGACGGCGUCUGCGCCCGGCAUAGAAACCUCGCGCAGGCACUGAUGCUCACAGGGCAACAGAUAUCACGGAACAGCUACGGGAACAUCGCUGCUUUAUUAGAAGGCCAUCCACAGGUCGCCCCAGAAGCAGCACUUCCAAACGUGACUAUGCCUGCUGUAGGCAGAAGACAUCAGACGAUUCAGCAGCGGCUGAUUCUGCUGCUACACGCCCAGAGGUGCCAGACAAGCGAUCAGCUCAGUAAGAAAAGCGGAGAGGCCCCCGUGUGCCAGCUGGCUACCUGCCGAGCCAUGAGAGACACCCUGGACCACAUCGCCACCUGUCGGGCUGGUGUGAACUGCAGCGUUGCACACUGUACCUCAUCCAAACAAAUCCUGGCGCACUGGAGGAACUGCAGCAAUCUGUACUGCCCGGUCUGCCUGCCACUCAAAACUGUCACCAAAAGGGAAGAGGUGGAUGCCGGGAUAGACUCCAUGCGGCACAGACUGAUCCGGCGCCAGCUGACCACGCUGCUUCACGCGCAGACGUGUCGGGAGCGGGGACAGAGCGGUGAUGUCACCGCCUGCCGGCUGCGCGGCUGUGGGACCAUCAGGAACGUGCUCACACACAUGGACAAGUGCCGGGAAGGGACCAACUGCCAGGUUACGUACUGUGCGUCCUCCACACAAAUCCUUUCCCACUGGAAAAGUUGCCGAAGACACCGAUGCCCUGUCUGUCAACCUCUCCGUGACCGAACGAAGGGAAAGACUUUCCAUGGACCUGAAGUUACAGGUCCUUCCCACAAGUGACGAUGCUGUUGGUGCGAAGCCCUGAAUAACU
Molecule: messenger RNA, 1351 nt
Organism: Branchiostoma belcheri (Belcher's lancelet)
Lineage: Eukaryota; Metazoa; Chordata; Leptocardii; Amphioxiformes; Branchiostomatidae
Product: protein cbp-1-like
Exons: 8
Coding region: 250-1320 (356 amino acids)
Biological process (GO): positive regulation of transcription by RNA polymerase II
Cellular component (GO): transcription regulator complex; histone acetyltransferase complex
Molecular function (GO): histone acetyltransferase activity; transcription coactivator activity; chromatin DNA binding
Source: RefSeq, a predicted model, not a curated record